AUGCCUCUUGUCGUACCAGGAAUCACCUCAACCGGUGGCGGGGACAACGUACAGAACGAGUGGAUGAGCAAACUCAUGGGCAAGAAGCUGACCGACUCUGCCAGUGACCACUCCGUCAGUACAAUCGGCUUUAUGCUGUCAGCACAAUUCCGUGCACAGAUGGGUAGAUCUAACACCCGUGGUGAACAGUCCUUCUCCAAGAAAGAGUUGCCGUCCAACCACCGAGUAGUGGAAGGCGAGUCAAUGAUGAGUAUGGAUCAUAAACCAGAUAGACUCAAUGUGCACGUUGAUAAAGAUGGCAUUCGGUUAGAGCUCUGGGCGGGUUGGCGAUCGUAG
Molecule: messenger RNA, 336 nt
Organism: Endocarpon pusillum Z07020
Lineage: Eukaryota; Fungi; Ascomycota; Eurotiomycetes; Verrucariales; Verrucariaceae
Exons: 3
Coding region: 1-336 (111 amino acids)
Source: RefSeq, a predicted model, not a curated record